AUGUCAUCUCCGAGCUCUGCCCAGCAUCCAGCAGCUGAGAGUGCCUGCAGACUCACCCUGGGACAAGUCAGCCAGGUUCGACCCAAACUGCCACUUCUGAAGAUUCUGCAGGCUGCAGGUGCCCAGGGUGAAACCUUCACACUGAAGGAGGUUAUGCAUUACCUAGGACAGUACAUCAUGGUGAGGCAGCUAUAUGACAAAAGGCAGCAACACAUGGUCUAUUGUGGAGGAGAUCAGCUGGGAGAACUGCUGGGGCUGGAGAGCUUCUCUGUAAAAGAUCCAAGCCCAGUCUAUGACAUGUUGAAACGGAACCUGACUUCUGCUGCCAUGGCAGAUGCUGCACAGAGUCACGCAAGGGAACAGAGCGUCGAUAAGCCAAGCCAAGACCAGCUGAAGUUUAGCCGUCAGGAAGGUUCUGGUGCUGGUGGCAUGGAGGGAGAAAGCAAGGCUUCUGCUUUGGCUACCUCAGAGCAAAAAUGUGAGAAUUAUGAAGACAAAGACUUAAUAGAAAACCUCUCUAAAAGCAAGAAGCCUAAACUGGACCUAGUGUUUGAGGAAUGGGAUGUAGCUGGUCUUCCAUGGUGGUUUUUAGGCAACCUCAGAAGCAAUUACAAGUCCAGAAGUAAUGGAUCAACAGAUAUUCAGACUAACCAGGACAUAGACACUGCCAUUGUCUCAGAUACUACUGAUGACUUGUGGUUCCUCAACGAGUGCCCCUCAGAUCAGAGCAGUGCUGCAGCCAGGGUGGAAACAGCUGACUGUGAGGAAGUGAAAGAAGGUGACAAAAAGGUGACUGAGGAUGCAUGCUUGCAGGACUUUGAGGAUUCUGAGUGCUUAAGUGAUGACACAGACACAGAAACUGCUUCUGAGGACUGCUGGCAAUGCACCAAGUGCAAGAAAUUUAACUCCCCAGGCAAACGGUACUGCUACCGCUGCUGGGCCCUGCGGAAGGACUGGUACUCAGACUGUCCCAAACUGGCCCAUUCUCUUUCUCUGUCCAACAUUGAUGCUAUGCAAAACAAAAGUGAGGAUGAAGGGAUAGAUGUCCCAGACUGCAGAAGGACUGUUUCUGCUCCAGUUGGCCAACCCAAAGACCUGUACUUGGUAGAGAACAAAUCACGCGCGGAUGCCUGCGGCUCUAUCGAGUCUUUGGAUUUGGCAAGAGGAUGUGAAAGCAAGGAGUCCCUGCUGCAUGUCACUGAGCAUAAAAAGGAGGAAGAAAUAGAGUCUUUAGAGAAUAUAAAAAAAAUAUUGAACCCUUGCUUCUUAUGCCAUCACAGACCACGGGAUGGGAACAUUGUCCAUGGAAAGACCGCUCACCUUGUGGCCUGUUUCAAGUGUGCAAAGAUGCUGAAGAAAAAGAGAUCACCUUGCCCAGUGUGCAGGAAAGAGAUCAAGAUGGUGAUCAGGAUCUUUAUGGGGUAG
Merops nubicus (carmine bee-eater) is the source of this 1425-nucleotide messenger RNA. RefSeq names its product MDM4, p53 regulator (gene MDM4). Gene Ontology annotation, biological process: negative regulation of apoptotic process; protein ubiquitination; regulation of cell cycle. Gene Ontology annotation, cellular component: nucleus. The record is from RefSeq and is a predicted model, not a curated record. Bases 1 to 1425 code for a protein of 474 amino acids. Gene Ontology annotation, molecular function: ubiquitin-protein transferase activity. NCBI's taxonomy places the organism in Eukaryota, Metazoa, Chordata, Aves, Coraciiformes, Meropidae. The transcript has 10 exons.